CGUUUGGCUCUAACCAAUCAGUAGAGUGGGUGUGAACGGCAAGUGGGUUAACAAAAUUAAACCUACAUCCUCCAAAACUUGAUCAUUCAGUACUUUUCAGACAAAUUCCACAGUACCCGGUAAUCCGAAACCACACUGGCACUGCCUUCUCUCUUUAUCUCUGAGACAAAAGAAAAUGGCGACGCUGAUGAGAUUAGGUCGUGAUCAUGGUUCUUUUCUCCUUAUUCUGAUGCUGAUAUAUCUAUUUACUUCUGAAGUAAAUCAAACCCUGGCUUUCAACUCUCCUUCUGCUUUUGUUCAGAACGUUAUCUAUUCAAACAGGAUCGCCAUCUUCUCCAAAUCCUAUUGCCCGUAUUCAAUACGUGCUAAGCGCAUGUUCAGCGAGUUACAUGAAAAACCUUUUGUUGUGGAGCUUGAUCUUCGAGAUGAUGGAGCAGAAAUCCAGAAUGUUCUUCUCGAUCUAGUGGGUAAGCGCACGGUACCACAAGUUUUUAUCAACGGCAAGCAUAUUGGGGGUUCAGAUGAUACCAGAGCUGCACUUCAUAAUGGUGAACUGCAGAAACUUCUUGACGUAGAGAUGAUGAAAUAUUAGCAUAACCAUCUCAGGAAAGCUACAAGUUUUGUUGAAUUUGUUUUGAAGGGCCAAAUGUAAUUUCGCAAUAUGGGACCAGACAAAAUGUUCAUUAACAUUAUUAAAUCUAUGAUGAUACUACUUUGAUGAAUGUUCAUUUUACCCCUUUUGAAUCUGUCAGUACUCAGCUUUGAGAAAGAGUUUUGGGGAGUUAAUUUUAUCUUUGUCUGAGUUCAGCAUUUUACAGGACAAA
This is a messenger RNA of Papaver somniferum (opium poppy), 824 nucleotides long. RefSeq names its product monothiol glutaredoxin-S6-like. Gene Ontology annotation, cellular component: cytoplasm. Gene Ontology annotation, molecular function: glutathione disulfide oxidoreductase activity. The record is from RefSeq and is a predicted model, not a curated record. Gene Ontology annotation, biological process: cellular response to oxidative stress. The coding region runs from base 176 to 592 and encodes 138 amino acids. The transcript has 4 exons. Lineage: Eukaryota; Viridiplantae; Streptophyta; Magnoliopsida; Ranunculales; Papaveraceae.